Molecule: messenger RNA, 2698 nt
Organism: Spinacia oleracea (spinach)
Lineage: Eukaryota; Viridiplantae; Streptophyta; Magnoliopsida; Caryophyllales; Amaranthaceae
Product: serrate RNA effector molecule
Exons: 12
Coding region: 171-2414 (747 amino acids)
Biological process (GO): primary miRNA processing; mRNA processing
Cellular component (GO): nuclear body
Source: RefSeq, a predicted model, not a curated record
UUAUUUUGAAAUUCGAAACAGAGGAGCAAUUUCACCAAAGCUAAAAAGGUUGUCCCGCAAAACCCAACUUAACGCGCUUUCUUCACUCCCCCUCACCACCAAAAUCACCACACAUUUUCUCUCUCCUAGGGUUUCGUUUCCUUCUCCAAAUUUUUCCAACCUUGUCAGCAAUGGCGGAAGUGCUGAACAUGCCCGUCGAACCCAUCGAUAAUCGCCGUCGCAACAAAGACAAACCCGACGAACCUCCCACCGACUCUUCCCCCCCUCCACCACCACCACCACCUAACCGCCGCCGAGAUCGCGAUUCUAGAGAGAGAAGAGACGACCGAGAUUUCGAUCGUCCUCCACCUAAUCGCUACUAUGAUCGCAAUAAUCGAGGUGGUGGUGGAGGAGGAGGAGAGAGAGACAGAGAUUACAACAACAACAACAACAACAAGCGAAAUAGAGGACUUAGCCCUAGCCCUCCUCAUCCUCCCCCUCCUUACCGAGAUAACCGACGUAAUAAUUAUUCUCCCCCUCCUCGACGGUCUCCUCCUUAUCCUCCAUUUAAGCGUUCGAGACGAGACGAAGGUGGAUAUGAUGGAAGAAGAGGGAGCCCCCGUGGUGGCGGUUACGGCCCCGGUGAUCGAAGGUUUGGCUAUGAUCACCCUGGUGGGUAUGACCGUGAAAUGGGAGGCAGGCCAGGUUAUGCGGAUGAUAGGCCGCAUGGUCGGUUUCGUUCCGGUGGCUAUCCUGGUGGCCCAUCUGAUUGGGAUUCCGGGCGUGGGGGUUAUGGUGACUCGUCAAAUCCAGGGAAUGCUCAGAGAGAAGGUUUGAUGAGUUACAAGCAAUUUAUUCAGGAACUUGAAGAUGAUGUGUUACCAGCAGAAGCGGAGCGUAGGUAUCAGGAGUACAAGUCAGAGUACAUUUCAACUCAAAAACGUACAUACUUUGAAUCUCACAAAGAUGAAGACUGGUUGAAGAAUAAAUAUCACCCCGCAAAUUUAUUGACUGUCAUAGAAAGGAGGAACGAACUUGCACGCAAAGUUGCAAAAGAUUUUUUGUUGGACUUGCACAGUGGGAGCCUUGAUAUGGGUCCUAGUGCAAAUGCCUCAACCAUGAAUAAAUCAGGCCAGACUAGUGAACCAAACUCUGAGGAUGAGACAGAUGUUAAUGGUAAACGGAGGCGCCAUGGUCGAGCUCAGGCGAAGGAAGCUGAUAUAUCAGCUGCCCCUAAGGCUCAUCUUGUUAGUUCCGAGCCAAGACGAAUUCAGAUCGAUAUUGAUUUAGCUCAAGCACUUGUCACAAAACUUGACUCUGAAAAGCGAAUUGAGGACAAUAUCUUAUCCAAAGAUGAUACUGACAAAAUGAGUAGAGAUAGAUCACACAGUGGAUCAAUUGGUCCAGUUAUUAUCAUACGCGGAUUAACUUCUGUUAAGGGUCUUGAGGGCAUUGAGCUUCUAGAUACUCUUGCAACUUACCUUUGGCGUGUUCAUGGGGUUGAUUAUUAUGGCAUGAUUGAAACUGCAGAACCUAAGGGCCUCCGGCAUGUGAGAGCCGAGGGGAAAAAUUCUGAUGUUUCUACUAAUGCUGCAGAAUGGGAAAAGAAGCUCGAUUCCCAUUGGCAAGACAGGUUGCGGAGUCUGGAUCCACUUGAGGUCAUGACUGCAAAGGAAAAGAUAGAUGCUGCCGCUGUUGAAGCUUUGGAUCCUUUUGUGAGAAAAAUUAGGGAUGAAAAGUAUGGGUGGAAGUAUGGUUGUGGUGCUAAGAGUUGCACAAAGCUCUUCCAUGCUGCUGAAUAUGUCCACAAGCAUUUGAAACUUAAACAUCCAGAACUCUCGAUAGAUGCUACAACCAAAGUACGAGAAGAGAUAUACUUCCAGAACUACAUGAAUGAUCCAAAUGCUCCUGGUGGGCAACCUGUCAUGCAGCAAUUUGUACCGAAAGACAAGCUGCAAAGACGAAGACCGGGAGCAGACAACCGUUUGAAAGAUGAUCGGGGUAACCGUAGAGAAAGAGACCGAAAUGGUGGUGAGAGAUUUGAAAGACCAGAGAAUCCUCAGGCUGAUUUCCCGCCCAACAAAGAUGGCCCGGACAAGGGCAACUCCGAUGAACCAAUUUUUGAUAAUUUUGGCGGACAGGGCAUGCAUGUUGCACCCUUCGCAACUGAUAUUGCACCCCCACCUGUAUUGAUGCCUGUUCCUGGUGCUGGUCCACUGGGACCUUUUGUGCCAGCUCCUCCCGAAGUUGCAAUGCGGAUGCUACGUGAGCAGGGUGGACCCUCUCCUUUUGAAGGUCCAGGGAGAAAUGGGAUGGGUGCACCUCCAAUUAUUUUACCGCCUUCUUUUCGGCAGGAUCCUAGACGUCUGCGAAGCUACCAAGAUUUGGAUGCACCAGAAGAUGAAGUCACUGUAAUAGACUACCGGAGUUUGUGAAGUUGAUGAGAUGACAUCAAUAGUUGUGCCAUCUGCUGUUUUACUGAUGUAAUUGCGCUGGGUUUUGAGAAUUUGGCAGUGAUGUGUAUGUGAUUUAGAUCGAAUCUGGACUUGAAACCAUGGAUUGGUACUUUGUGUAAAUUAAGACUGCUGUCAUCAUUUUUGGAGGCACUUUUCACUUUUGCAAUUUCGUAUUUGAUUUCAUAAGCCAGUUGUUGAAAAGAGAAGCAGAGACUGACUACAUAGUCAUAGAGUAUGAAAGAUACAUUGAUUUGCCUUCCUGA